CAAGAAGCAAACAACUAAGCCCCAAAGAAAGGUAAUUGGCAGUUUAGCAAGGCGCUAGAUAUCAGCAGGGUUGGGUUCGGAGAAUACGGAGCAGUCAUAUUCUGUCGCAAGGGGCCGCCACGUACGUUUUGACUCCAGUUGGCCCGAGUCGCUGCUUCGGACAGGUAAUCAGGGGUCAGACCGACCCAGACGCGGAGAUGUGCUCGUCCCUCUCAGCCGAGAGCCACGCUCUUCCUUCCUUCUUCCUCUUUAGGGCGUUGUUCACGACAUCGACGGGAAGGGAGGGAAAGUUAAGGAAGCAAAGGAAAGUGCAGACGGAGACCAGACCACGCGGACAGACCAGAGAGAGAGAGAGAGAGAGAGAGAGAGAGAAGAGGUAGGGGGAGGCAGCAGAGAGGAGAGGCAGAGGAAAAGGAGGUGCUCUGACGAGAGGAGAGGAGAGGAGAGGAGAGGAGAGGAGGAAGAGAGCUGCAGAGGCAGGCAGGGCUGUCUGCAGGGUGCCUUGUGAUUGGUCUGGUCUGGUCUGUGGCAGGUGGAUCAGUGAGUUUGUGGAGCGAUCGAUUGAUCGAUCUAGUGGUUCAUCGAUAGAGCCGCGUCGUCGGGCGGUGGAUCACAUUGAUCGUUCGUGGGUCUCGUGCGGCACGAGGGGACUGUCCAGGACUGUGAAAGUGUGAGAUUCGUGUGCAAGUGUGAGAUUUCAGAUUUUUAUGAUUGCUUGAUGUGCUUAAGCAAAGCGUGCUGAUGGAGCGCGCGUUUCUGCGCUUGCUGCGGACUUCGGCCAUCCGGGCCUCCCGCUCCUCUCGUGCUCGCGUUCUUCAGCCCGCUGUGGUGAAGGGGUCACAACAAGGGGUGCGGCAUUAUAUCUCCAUUGCAGAUGGAACUCUUUCUGGAGCCGAGCCAAGGAGUAUUCGCUUUUCUUCCAGUCGACCAAUCUGGGAAGGAUGCAGAGGGUUUGCCUCAGAGGCAGGCCCAGGGGAAGUGGUGGUUCCAUUUAUGGGUGACUCAGUCCCAGAUGGCAACCUCGCAGCUAUUUUGAAACAGGCUGGCGAUUCAGUGGAUAUGGAUGAAGUCAUUGCACAGAUUGAGACUGACAAGGUUACAAUCGAUGUUCGUAGUCCUUUCGCCGGUACAAUUGAGCAGAUUGUAGCAAACGUUGGUGACACUGUUACACCUGGAACAAAAGUUGCCAUUGUAAAAGAAGGUGUCUCUUCGGGGAAAUCUACUGCACCAAAGAAACAAGAGGCCACUCCACCACCACCACCUCCUCCGGUAGCUGCUAAGACUACUCCUGCUGCGCCACCACCCCCUCCCGCGAAACCUGCAACUCCACCGCCGCCUCCUCCAAGGGCUUCCGGUGCAGGUCCAUCAGAGCCGCAGCUUCCUCCCAAGGGUGGAGAAAGAAGAGUUCCUAUGACGCGCUUAAGGAAACGUGUUGCGACUCGUUUGAAAGAUUCACAGAACACAUUUGCCCUGCUCACGACUUUCAACGAGAUUGAUAUGACGAAUUUGAUGGAUCUUCGAGCUCAAUAUAAGGAUGCGUUCCUGGAAAAGCAUGGUGUAAAACUUGGUUUCAUGUCUGGAUUUGUCAAGGCUGCAGUCAGCGCUCUACAUCAGCUCCCGGCUGUAAACGCUGUAAUCGAUGGGGAUGAUAUUAUCUACAGAGACUAUGUCGAUAUCAGUAUCGCAGUCGGAACUGAGAAGGGUCUUGUAGUACCUGUGAUUCGAGGUGCCGAUAAAAUGAAUUUUGCAGAGAUAGAGAAAACUAUCAACAUACUUGGAAAGAAAGCAAAUUCGGGAACAAUCUCGAUCGACGACAUGGCUGGCGGUACUUUCACUAUCUCGAAUGGUGGUGUAUAUGGAAGUCUCAUCAGUACUCCUAUUAUCAAUCCCCCACAGUCGGCAAUUCUCGGGAUGCACUCUAUCCAGAAACGACCUGUAGUUAUUGGAAAGGAGAUUGUGGCAAGGCCUAUGAUGUAUGUUGCUUUGACAUAUGAUCACCGUCUAAUUGAUGGAAGAGAAGCAGUGCUUUUUCUUCGCGCCAUCAAGGAUGCCGUGGAAGAUCCACGACGAUUGCUUCUAGACAUUUGAGGUGCUCCUUGGUUGCCGUUGCCUUGGGGAGGACACCAAAAAGGGUGUGGAGUACCUCAAGGUUUUCGAUUGCACAUUCGUGGAAUGGUAACUGGAGUUUGCGGUCUGCCUUCGGAUGUUUGAAAUUAUUUUUGGAUCUGUUAGAAGAAACUGGGCGAGAGUCGGAUUGCAUGGUUGUAUAGUGACGGAUCUCAACCUUCCACUUGAAUUGAUAUCAUUGUGGUUUCUGCGUGAUAGAACGUAUAGUUCUUCACCUUUUGCACACAACUAUCGGUUUCCAAGCCUCGUCUUUUGUCAAUUCAUUUGAUACGUUCUCUAUCCGUUUGCAAUCAAUGAGUCUCGGAUAAGGUAGACAUCGCUCCCAGUGCCUACCUUCCCGCAAAAUGUACAAUCCAAAAGAAAGCAAGGGUAAGAUGAGACAUGGCACGGUUGAUCUGGAAGUUCGGGAUUAAAAAACGCUCUUUGUGCUUCAGGUGCAAUUGAUGCUGAUAGAACUUAGUAUAUGGCUUGCAGGUGCUCCUCUCUGGUUUGGGAUCGUCGGAGAGCCAUCUGAUAAAUAUUAUUGAUUUGAAGCCUUGUAGUACAGGAAGCCAGUUCGAUGUAUUGUGCGUAGCAUCAAGGACUCCCUCCUCCAUUCUUGUUCAAUGCCUGUUCUGUGCUGUGUACUUCGUGUAGCCUUUUACAGAGUGUAUCAUGUAGCGUUUGCUGUAUAAUACGAUCGCGUGUUCAAGCUUCAAAUCUGCGCUUCGGCAAGUCUGCCGGAGUAGCCAUAUUUUUGAACAAUAUUAUCUGCAUAACAGCUUUAUGUAAUACCUCU
Messenger RNA from Marchantia polymorpha subsp. ruderalis, 2905 nucleotides. The record is from the annotation of a GenBank genome assembly. NCBI's taxonomy places the organism in Eukaryota, Viridiplantae, Streptophyta, Marchantiopsida, Marchantiales, Marchantiaceae.